CAGCACAGCAUCUCGAUCCCCACCGCACCGUCAUAACGUCACUGACCUGCGCUCCUUGAAUCAUCACCCUUGACAUGGCCGGCUAUUCCUGUGCCCCUUGGGUAUUGGCGUCGUAGCUGCAUAGACCCGAGUGCCAAAUCUAUAACCCUACCUGGAAAUAUCCUCCCCUGCUCCUCCAGUCCACCGGCGACAACGGCCCUGGCGUUCGACUCGGGACAGACGGAAUCGGCGCCCCGCCAUCCAUGGUCAGCGUACCAACCGUGCAGGACCCUUGACGAACUCAUAUUGCCCGCGCCCAGGGCAUCGCCUUGUUGAAUCCGGCGACUAGUCUGACCAUGAGUGCGCCAAAUGAACAAGGAGCCACCGGCUCCCAGCAUGUGAGAGAGAGUGACGACCACGAUGAUGAUACCGAGCACUCCGAGACAGGCCGCGAGACGGGGCUUAGCGGAGAGGAUAGCGACGAUGACGAACCACAUCUCUACCGCAUGCCGGGUUCAUACGUCGUCUACGGUGACGAUGACGAGGACGAAGGAGACCAGGAUGAUGAUGCCGAGGACGAGGACUUUGAAGUCGAAGAGGAGGACGUCGACGAGGAUGACCCGGACGUCGACGACUUUGACGAUGAGGAAGACCCAAUCCAGCAGAUCAUGGGACUAUUUCGAGGCCUAUUGACGCGCGGGCAACUCAUGGCGCUGCUGCGACAGCGCGGUUUGAGCAAUGCUCUAUUUAACAACGCGGAUGACGAGGAGGGCUUCCUCAGCAUGUGGGGUUCUCGGAGACGGCGGCAACCCAAGGACCCCAACCGCUAUCCCAAGGUGCCGAGCGAGGAGGGCAUCAAACUCAUGAGGAGUGGCACCUUUGGGGCCAACGACUACGACCUGCACGCCAAGAAGCGCAUUUCCAGGCGGAUGCUCGAGCGUGAGCUCGGGCUCGGUGACCGCGAGCAGAGAAAGCGGAACAGCGACAUUGUAACCCAGUCCAUGAUACCCGGCACGAGAGCAGAGAAGAUUGUCCACUACGACAGCCCCGUAUACUCGGGUCAAUUUUCGGAUGACGGCAACUUCUUCUUUUCGUGCUGCCAAGACUUCAAGGUCCGCAUGUACGACACCUCAAACCCGUACGAGUGGAAGUACUACAAGACAGCAUCGUACCCAUGGGGAGAGUGGACCUUGACGGACGCAAGCUUGAGCCCUGAUAACCGAUGGCUGGCAUACACAUCCAUCCAGAGCAUGGUGUCCAUGGCCCCUACGGACCCCAACGACACCGGCGACCCGUAUACGCUCGAUCUUGACGACACCGCCGUGCGACACAACCACACCUGGCGAACUCGAGGCGGGUUCGGCAUCUGGUCCAUCCGAUUCUCCGGCGACGGCAGAGAGCUCGUGGCAGGAACAAGCUCUGAUGCCAUUGUCGUUUACGACAUCGAGUCGCGCCGAGUGCUCCAUCACGUCACCGGACACGAGGACCACGUCAACGCCGUCUGCUUCGCGGACAAGCUGUCGCCGCACAUUGUCUACUCGGGGUCGGACGAUUGUACCAUCAAGGUGUGGGAUCGGAGGAGCAUGGGGACCGCGCGCGAGGCGGGCGCAUUCGUCGGCCACGUUGAGGGGUUGACGUAUAUUGAUAGCAAAGGCGACGGGCGGUACAUCCUGAGCAACGGCAAAGACCAGAGCAUGAAGUUGUGGGACUUGAGGAUGGCCAAGUCGUCUGCAAAGUUCCGGGAAGAAGCACCGCUGCGGCGCACAAUUGGCGGCACGUUCGACUACCGCAGGGAAGCGUACGACGACGAAGAUUGGGAUCCGCACCCGCAGGACAACUCGUUGGUAACCUUUAGGGGUCACAAGGUCCUUCGCACUCUCAUCCGGUGCCACUUUUCGCCGCCGUCCUCGACCAACUCGCGAUACGUUUAUUCGGGAAGCGCCGACGGGAAAGUGUACAUCUGGAAUAUGGACGCAACGCUGGCUGGGACGAUUGACGUGAAGAAGGCCACAAUGGCAACCCGGCGGAGGGACCGACACACAAGGCACUGGUUUGAUGAGCCAGGCGGCUGGGGCACUUGCGUGCGUGACGCAAGCUGGCACCCGACGGCCCCGGUUCUGGUUGCGUCGGCGUGGAACGGAUACAGCAUGGCACGCGGCACCUGCAGCCUGCACGCGUUUAACGAGUCGACGGACGACGAGGGCGAGCCGGGGAUGCGGCGAAGCGUGGACUCCAACCUGCGGGAAGACCCAGAGGUGUUUCAGGACUCUGGCUACUGAGCUCCCGCUGCCUCAUGAGUUACUGCACCGGUACGGGGGAAACACGUUGUGUGGCUAUAGUUCAGGCGAUCAAGGAGAGGCGAUCAAGGAGCAGCAUUGCCAGGCAUAUUGAGCAGCCAAAGAAGGGCCCGAAUUUGCGUGUCUGAAUCUGAAGUAGUAUUGGUGUGAUUCGGACUUGUACAGCCUCCACGAGUUUAUGAGACGAUUGAUACUUUGUCGUGGGGCUGAGCCUCGAUAUUCGUCACCUACAUUCGCGAUUAUUCACCUGAUCUACUGAAUAUACACGUGCGUGCGGUCAUGGCUUUGUACUUGUCCAAGGGCUCUCUACCGCCGCUGGCCGAUCAGAUGACAUGAAGUUCCCUUGAGGCCAUCGCCCAAACUAGAGCCCGGGGUACAUACA
Purpureocillium takamizusanense is the source of this 2658-nucleotide messenger RNA. RefSeq lists its product as uncharacterized. Gene Ontology annotation, biological process: proteasome-mediated ubiquitin-dependent protein catabolic process. Lineage: Eukaryota; Fungi; Ascomycota; Sordariomycetes; Hypocreales; Ophiocordycipitaceae. Gene Ontology annotation, molecular function: protein binding. Gene Ontology annotation, cellular component: Cul4-RING E3 ubiquitin ligase complex. The transcript is spliced from 4 exons. The record is from RefSeq and is a predicted model, not a curated record. Bases 336 to 2258 code for a protein of 640 amino acids.